Enhydra lutris kenyoni (northern sea otter) is the source of this 3814-nucleotide messenger RNA. Its product is annotated as ring finger protein 24. The coding region runs from base 73 to 519 and encodes 148 amino acids. Gene Ontology annotation, molecular function: zinc ion binding; ubiquitin protein ligase activity. The record is from RefSeq and is a predicted model, not a curated record. Gene Ontology annotation, cellular component: endomembrane system. The transcript is spliced from 5 exons. Lineage: Eukaryota; Metazoa; Chordata; Mammalia; Carnivora; Mustelidae.
GAUAAUGCUAUCUUGAUUCUUAGUCUUAUACCCUAAUUUUUUUCCAUUCUUUUCUACCCCCACAGUUCAUCCAUGAGCUCGGAUUUCCCACAUUACAACUUCAGGAUGCCUAAUAUUGGAUUCCAGAAUCUUCCUCUCAACAUAUAUAUUGUGGUUUUUGGCACUGCUAUAUUUGUCUUCAUCCUCAGUUUACUCUUCUGUUGCUACUUGAUUAGGCUAAGACAUCAAGCACACAAAGAAUUUUAUGCCUACAAACAGGUUAUAUUAAAAGAGAAAGUAAAAGAACUGAAUUUACAUGAGCUCUGUGCAGUGUGUCUAGAAGACUUCAAGCCUCGAGAUGAGUUGGGCAUUUGUCCAUGUAAGCAUGCCUUCCACAGAAAGUGCCUUAUUAAGUGGCUGGAGGUUCGGAAGGUGUGUCCAUUGUGCAACAUGCCAGUUCUGCAGCUGGCCCAGCUGCACAGUAAGCAAGACCGUGGACCCCCACAGGGGCCCCUGCCCGGGGCAGAGAACAUUGUAUAGCUCCCCCAAGGAUCAAACUGCUGCGGGAUCCAACGUCCAUGUGGAGCCAGGAGGAACACAGGUGGUCUCUGUGUUGGCUGCUCUACCUGGGGCACCAGCUACCACUUCCUUUGCCUCGUGAAGAACUCGGGCCAGCUAAGCUGGAAACCCAGACUUCUGGGUCUUGUGACAACCAAAGCACGCUGACACUACCCCAUGCCAAGAGAAGAAGAGUGGAUGAAGGAUGAGCCCUCCAGUUAUUUUCAAGAAAUGUCAUGAGGGUCUCUUGCUGACGCCAUUACUCUGUCUCCCAGAUACUUAUCUCCAUGUCAAGGUGAAUCUUUAUCAAGCAGAAGGGAAGAUAAACAGAACUGUUAGAGAAGGGAACUGAGGGCAGGUCUUUAAAGCCACCCCCGCCCCCUACCCUGUGGACAGAUGAGCUUCUAUGCAGACCGUGCAUGCCUUUGCAGCAGCAGACCCUCCCGGCAGUCCCUGAGCCAAGUAAAACCAGCGGUUACCUCAGCUGAAGCACGACUGGUUGCCAGUGAUUGGUGAGGCAGUGCCAACAAGGCUUUUCACAUUAUGUUCCUUUGAUAAGGUCAUCUUGGAACCCAAGGGCUUUGGUUAUCACAGAGCAGCAGUGCCCCUCACCACCCGCUUCUCCCUCAAGUUCACGACACUUGCUUAUCAAAUCAUCUGGAAACAUUAGAUGUGCUUGGAAGGGCCUGGUCAGAAGCCAUUUCCUCUUAUUUCCCCAACUCUCCAGUGAGGCCUGGCCAAGCUGCCCAUCAGGAGCCCCAGCUGGGUGUGGACCUCUGAGCCAGUGCUGUCCCUGUGUGACCCAGAGGGCCUCAGGGUGCUGCCCACACCACCACAUGCACAGUGUGGCUCCGGCACAGCUGCUAGUCUCAGCCCACUGCCUUGGUAAAGAGCUGCUGUGAGCCCCUCAGACAGCUCCUAAGGGGAGCUCCCUCCUGAGAAUGGCCAGUCCUCCAAGCCCUGCCCUGCUGUGAUGAGAGGAUGCUGACCCCCUUGCCUCUCCCUUCUCCUUCCCUGUUCUCUUCUUUCUAGAUACCGUUUCUACUUGAGAAAAUGCCGGUCAUUGAUGUUUUAACAAUUUGAAGCAUCCCAAAUAAGAUCCUUAUGUAAUUCUGAAGCUGGGGAUCCACUUGAAAUUGCAAAUAGUGUCAGGAAGCUCCUAUGGGACACUGUUCCCCUGCUGGUGUGUGCCUCACUAUUCAGACUUGCGAUAAGUAACUGAAAGUGUCUUUAUAGGAGAGAAAUGCAUGCUGCUCUUUAGCCCUUUCUGUCCAACUUUUCUAGAAAUGACUCCCCAUCUGUUCAGAUUCAUGAAUACUGUACAAAUCAGCUAUCUGAAAUGGCUUUGGGUCAGAUAGAAAGUUUUCUUCUUCUUUCUACGUCCUUCUGUCAUGGGGUAGACUCCUCAUCAACAGCUUUGCUCCAUUCCACAGGUGUGAGGAGGACAGUUUCUCGUUGGAAAUGUGGUCUGCAUGGCAUAGAGAGUGGAUGGAGGAAGCUUUGCUACUCUAUUUGUGGCAGGUCUCUAGGGAUUUUUUUCUGGAAUCUAGCCUCUGCGGUCUUAAAAUGGAAGAGGGAACCUGUCCUUGGCUCAGGUGGCUGGGGCCAGAGGAGGAGGAAAAUUCCCACUAGCCUAGGAAAGUGCUGGGCAGAAUCCAGCUUGGAAAAUUACAAAUCCAGUUGGUCAGAAUUGGCUGUUUGCUCCGUGUGACCUAUUCAUGGCACGCCAACUGGCUGCUGGCUAAACGGGGCAAGGAAGUGUGGGAUCUUUUUAUAUGAAAGCCUUAGCCUGUUGGGCGUCCUUGAAAAGAACUUUUCGUGCAUUCCUACUUCCAUCGUUUCUGCGUUCUGUAUCCGUAGCAUAAUGGAGCUGAAUGCUGCAAAGCACCCAGUUUACAGUGCAAGGUUUCCAGUGAUCAGUUCAGAAAUAAGCCUGCUUCUGGACUAGCCUCAUUAGUGGCCAACACCCACCAUUUCCCAUGGAAUGGCCUUGGGAUGAAUCUCACCUUGUCAUUAAUGGGGUUAGAACAGGAAAGAAUUUUUCUCCUCAGAGGAGGAAUUCUCGUGUUCUAAACUGCAAAUGAUCUCCACUCACAGCUUCAGCACGCUUAUAACCCAUCAGUUGCAGCCUUUUUCUGUCCUGUGCAUCGGUGUGAGGAGACCGCCCCACAAGUCCCUAUAUGUGUAGGGAAGUAGAUGAGUUCAUUUCCUGUUACCACAGGAAGCGCAAGUUGACAUGGUGUGGAGUUCCGGCCGGUAGCGGAAAGUUCAAGAACGCUGUGCACUCUCCCCUGGGCACAAACCCCCACGAGGUACCACCGGCAUGACCUCAACACCCAUGAAUGCGGAGCGCUUUGUAAAUGCAGCUCUUCCCCCAGGGUGGGGCUGGACAUGGAGUGCCGCUCGAGGUCAUCUUUCUUGGCUCCAUCGUCUCCCUGCAGCAUAUGGCCAGCACCACUCACAGUAGUUCCUGCAACUGUUAGCAACACAGCCUGAAUGCACUUGCUCCCCACAUCUGGGUCUUCCUCCAGGACUCCCUGCUGCACUGCUGUAACUGCCAGUGGCCAGCACUUCACGUUUACAUCUGUCUUUAAUUCUGAGUAAAAUACAGCCUUCUGUGGUAAUGUCCAUCUGGACAUUAACAAGUUAAGGAUCCCCUAAUAUUCUUGGCACAAGCCUAUACCUUAGAGGCCAGCCUUGCCACAUCUGUCUUUUGUUGGUGAGUUGAUGGUGGCCUUUUGUUAAUCUCUAGACACAUGGAAAAAUCUCUAGACACAUGGGGCCUUUGGUCUGUCUGCUCUUGGGCCACUGGCUGGUGACAUGGUAGUUUUUUACUUUCUCUUAACGAGUCUUAAGCAGCUCAAAGAUCGGAUGUUACUUGUAUGGUGUGGGUUAAAAGAAUGUAACUCAGCCCCAACUGAACUCCAUGGGUGGCUGCAUCAUUAUCUAGUUAUUGCUAGGGGUAUAGCUGAAUUUAGCUGGCUUUAGAAACGGAACAAAACCAGCCUGACUGGAUUCCUGAAUGAGUAGGCGUUAAGAUAUUGUCCUCAGCCACUUUUAUUUGUCACAGUGUUUGGCUGGGCCCGUCCCUAGCAGGUAAGGUACUUGUAGUCUGCACCCACCAAGGCAGGGAGCAGGACAAGACAGAAAUGGCCAGAUGGGAGCAGAUGGCCCAUGGGAAGUUUGGGGUGAGGAGUACAGGGAACAUCCCAUCAUUGCCAGAUAGCUUGUUCUUGACAUGUCUUGACAAAUGAAGAACCUUUCCUCCAAUGCCAAG